Messenger RNA from Dermacentor silvarum, 1052 nucleotides. RefSeq lists its product as uncharacterized. The coding region runs from base 1 to 489 and encodes 162 amino acids. The record is from RefSeq and is a predicted model, not a curated record. The transcript is spliced from 3 exons. NCBI's taxonomy places the organism in Eukaryota, Metazoa, Arthropoda, Arachnida, Ixodida, Ixodidae.
AUGAAGAACGUGCCCCAAAUCGACGGCGUGAACCAGUGGCAGUCGCUGACGCUGGGAGCACCGUGGCCCCGUAAGGAGGUGCUCUAUAACAUCGACCCGGUGUGGGGUCAGUCGGCCAUACGCGGCGAGCGCUUCAAAAUCAUGGAGGAUCCGCAACAACACGGUGUUCCCCAACUACGAGUGGUGCUAUCGUGCUUCCACGGGAAGACCUUAGAGACACCCAAGGAACUGCCGGACGCAGUGCUGACUGAAAUUAUGAUACAGGGAGGAGAGUACUGUCACCCAUCUAUGGGACCCUGCAUGUAUGACCUUGAGAACGACCCGUGGGAGAGGGUCAACAUUUACCGCCCUGACCACCCCGAAUACAUGAAACUGAGGGCACGACUUGACGAACUGAAGCUAACGAUGAAGACCCCGCUUAUCGGCACACCGGAUCCCAGGGCCGACCCCCUGCGCCGAGACGGUAUCUGGGAAUCGUGGCAGGACUGAGGUGAUUAUCUCUUAUUUUUCCCUCCACCAUCUCCUGUUCGGUUGUUGCUUUCAGCUCAUCGAGGCACAUUACGUGUUUUUGUUUCGUUAGCGCCGCCUUCCCUAAGGGACGAGGCACCGAACCAACGCUGAGUUCUCGUACAAGGACUGACAAGCUCAUCAGCGGCGGCAGUCUGAGUGGGAGACCUUUGCUGGGGCUUGCCUCGUGGGACGGACCAUCUCCUUUGGAGGAACAAUUUGUCUCUGUCGUGCUUUUCGGUCAUGUGUGUGUUUCUGUGCUAAUUUGUCUUGAUUGCCUCGUUGCCGCAUCUUUCGCUCCUUAUCAUUUCGCCCGGGCCGUGCCGGCAACGCGUGCCAACACUGAUUGGUAGCCCGCGCGACCAAGGCAGCAUAUUGUGGGCUGGAGGAAUCCUUCCGAUAAAACACUUUGCCCUGCUAGUUGAUUUCAUUUGUUUUAAUACGGUUCCCGUGCGAACAACGUGCUACCGCCGUAAUCCGCUGGAUGCUCAAGAUGGCAUCGUGUAAGUCCUGAAGGCACGGUACGCUACACGUGAACGAGAAGA